CGUGUCGCUUCGUCGCUCUGUCGUUUCACCGUAACGACCAAGCGACAGCGACAGUGUGUCUCGGGCUUUAAUUGUAAACUACUGUACACUGUCGCAUGUUUAUCGUAGUUGAAAAUCAACACAAAUUAGGGAAGAAGAUGGCAUCUUGCCUGCAGAAACAGCUCAACUAUAAAGAAAUAGCUGAAACAUACUCCAAAGUAAAUGAUUUCCAAGUCUGGCUUGGGAAAAUGCUUGUAGACACGCUGGGCAUAGCACUUGGAGAUAAAGUUCUCGAUGUCGGUUGUGGUACUGGAGAAAUCACAGCUUACAUAGCUGACACAGUGAAGGAAGAUGGUUUAUGUGUUGGUUUUGAUCCGGACAAGUACCGUAUUGAAGUUGCAAUUGAAAAGCAUCUCCCUGGUCGGCCAAACAUCACAUUCUAUCAUGGUGACAGCUCCUCUGAAUUUCCUCGUGCUAAUGAAGAAUUUUAUGACUACGUGUUCUGCUCUUCCGUGUUCCAUUGGAUGAGCGAAAGUGAGAAGAUAGUAUUCUUGAAGACUGCUAACCUUUCUUUAAGACCUGGAGGAAAACUGGUCAUUUUAAGCUCGGAUAAAAUUUUGGAAAUUGUUAAAUUCACGCAACAGUUAGUUGCGGAUGUUGAUACGAAGUCAGAUCGCCCACCAAUGAAGCUUUUUAAGAAACAAGAUGCAGAAGAAAUGUUGCGCAUAAAUGGCUUUGUAAUACAAUCCAGUCGAUAUUUUCCCUGUGCGUAUCAGUUUAAAUCGUUGGAUUUUUACUUGACUUGGUAUCGUGCUACAUACUACAAAGAGAAGCCAAAUUUGUCACCAGAAAAAAUAGAAAAAUUUGCAAAGCAAUUUCAGAAUAAAGAUGGGACAAUCUCUUUUGAUGGUUUAGGAUAUGACAUUAUAGCAACCAAACCAGAUGAAUCCUGAUGUGCCACUGAAAAAUUGAACAACAUAACGGCAAAAUGACAAAACUGUGUAGAUGUCAAUGACCUACAAGCCUAAAUCAAAUGUUACACUUGCCUUUCUCUACAUUUUUCUGCAUGCUUUCCAAAGACACGUAAUCUAAGCGCUUCAUAUAUACCGUUCAUUGAAUCAAAUAUUUCCAAUAUGUAAUUGUCUGUUCAAAGAUGAAACACAAAUUAUUUACACAUAAUUGUCAGACCCAUAUUCCAUCAAAAUGUUAUUUAUAUUAACUACAUCUACACUGUGAUUGGUCAACUACCUGCGAAUAAUUCUCGAUAUCUGUAGGUAUGACGUCAUAUUUACAAAUAAUAGUUUCUACAAUUAUUGACGCCAUUAAAUGCUGGUUUCGAAAAAAUAAAAUAAUAGCAAUGUUUGACACAACUUCUAAAAACUGUGAAGGGGCACUUCGCCCGUUUAGUACACCAGCUAGCCUAAAUCUUCCACGGUCCUGCAUAUCUCUUUGUGGUACUGUUUCUCCACGAUGCCAGGAGCACCUGGCACUAUUUUUCUGAAAUUCCUUCAGUCGCUAUUCUUCCCCUGAAAGCGGCUACACAAUCAGUGCAAGUGUUUUCCACAAAGGAUGUACAUUCGUUUUUCGAACGGAAGGAGCAUCGUUGUCUUUAACAUUGGCAGCUUUGCUGGAAAGUAGAUUAGCAUCUCCAACAGGGUUGGGUGCCAUGACUGGCCAGGCCAUGCUGGUACUACAACCAAAACCAUUGCUUUGUCCUGACGAAUUUUGAGUAGAAUCCUGUGUGAAAGAGUGAAAGCAUCCACCGCAAUGGCUCCUGGGGCUGGACGACAUGCCAUAGAAGGGAAGUUGAUGACUGAGACUGGAUGCAAACAGGCCUGCCAUUGGUUUGUAAUAUCGUCUCUGAAUUUUCAAAACUAGCUGCUUGUUUAAUGCCCACUCCGUCCUGGCGUUCAUUUGGAGAAACUCGGCAUCUGCUAUCGAAUUCUGAGCCCCCGGUAAGUGUUGUGCCAACAGGGUAAUAUUCUUUGAUUGGUACAGUGUCCUAAUGUCCAACGCUACCUUGGUGAGAGUAACCGAUUUGGUUCUUCCUCUCUUGUUGAACAUAGGCUACGCACAGUCGUGUUGUCCACCUGUUGAAGAAUUCGUUUUCCUGUGAGGUGUAGGUCUGUGUUUAGAUUUGUGUAGUCAUGUCAAGUUUUGCAGCGUGUGACUGUGUUAUAUUAUAGAUUAUAAGAUUAUAACUGAUAUUAUUAAAUUGAUGGAAAAUACGUAUAUAGUUAAAAAUUGUGGUUUCAGUGGAAAUCCUGUACGUAAAAGCUAAAAUACUAUAGUCAUGUCAAGAAAACACUUUCUCACCGCAAUGCGUCAUUGCGGUAGGAUGUAGGUAGAAACAAAACUCUAGAAACGGAAUGGCAAUGUUGCAAGUCAUGUAAACGCCUAAAACCACUUCCUAAUAAUUAUAUAUAAAUAUAGCUUGCAAGCGUUGGUUCGGGGUUUCGGAAAAGUUGACUUUAUUGGUGUAUGAAUUGGUCAUACAAAUUUGAUAAAUUAGCAGUCGUAUUGCAGAAGACAAUAAAGUUCGAAAACUCAGUUUAAGGAUUGACGGUUGUCCGUAAUCUUAACGAUAUCAAUUCAAAUAUUCCGUAUCGCGAAGAACUAACGUUUGGAACUCCGUAACGUAAAAAUCGUGCACAACCACUGUAAAUAUCCUAUCGAAGUGUUAAAUAUAAUUGUCAAAAUACA
Xenia sp. Carnegie-2017 is the source of this 2682-nucleotide messenger RNA. Its product is annotated as ubiquinone/menaquinone biosynthesis C-methyltransferase UbiE-like. The transcript has a single exon. The record is from RefSeq and is a predicted model, not a curated record. NCBI's taxonomy places the organism in Eukaryota, Metazoa, Cnidaria, Anthozoa, Malacalcyonacea, Xeniidae. The coding region runs from base 96 to 932 and encodes 278 amino acids.